GCUUCUUCUUCUUGAGCUCAUGCGAGAACAAUGAGCUCUACUCAUACCCAACUGGGUCUCCAACUCCAACCUCGCCUAACCUUCACUUCACGCCCACUCCUCACUAUCUGCCCCAGACUUCACUACCACAGCUUCAAACGCCGCGUUUCGAUCACAGCCUCAGCUGCCAAUGAGCCAAACGACGUCGUUGAGCACAAGCCGAAGCAGAGGGCUUAUCCGUUUCAUGAGAUAGAGCCCAAAUGGCAGCGGUAUUGGGACGAAGACAAGACUUUUCGAACUCCGGAUGAAGUUGACAUGUCAAAGCCCAAGUUCUAUGUGCUCGAUAUGUUCCCUUAUCCCAGUGGAGCGGGGUUACAUGUCGGUCAUCCGCUUGGAUAUACUGCAACAGACAUUCUUGCUAGACUUAAACGGAUGCAGGGGUACAAUGUGUUACACCCGAUGGGGUGGGAUGCAUUUGGAUUGCCAGCGGAGCAGUAUGCGAUUGAGACAGGAACCCACCCAAAGAUCACAACUUUGAAGAAUAUUGACCGCUUUCGUUCCCAGCUUAAAUCAUUAGGGUUCUCAUAUGACUGGGACCGUGAAAUUUCAACAACAGAACCAGAAUAUUAUAAAUGGACCCAAUGGAUUUUUCUUCAGCUAUUAAAGAGAGGCUUGGCAUAUCAGGCUGAAGUGCCAGUUAAUUGGUGCCCUGCUCUUGGUACGGUCUUGGCAAAUGAAGAAGUGAUAGAUGGUCUGAGCGAGCGUGGAGGUCAUCCAGUUAUAAGAAAGCCAAUGAAGCAAUGGAUGCUCAAGAUUACGGUAUAUGCUGAUCGCCUGCUUGAAGAUUUAGAUGAUCUUGAUUGGCCUGAGAGUAUAAAGGAGAUGCAAAGAAACUGGAUAGGGAAGUCAGAAGGUGCUGAGAUGGAAUUUUCUGUCCUUAGCAGUGAUGGCCAAGAGAGAGACAUAAAGAUUACAAUCUAUACUACCAGACCGGACACCAUCUUUGGAGCAACAUAUUUGGUCAUCGCACCGGAGCAUCCCUUGUUGUCAUCCUUAGUAGCAACGGCCCAGAGAGAAAGUGUGGAGGAGUACAUAGAUGUUGCCUCAAGAAAGAGCGACCUUGAGAGGACUGAGCUUCAGAAGGAAAAGACUGGGGUGUUCAGUGGUUGCUUUGCUAGAAAUCCGGUUAAUGGAAAAGCCAUCCCUAUUUGGGUUGCGGACUAUGUCUUGGGCAGUUAUGGAACGGGAGCAAUAAUGGCUGUACCUGCUCAUGAUACUCGCGACUAUGACUUUGCUUCAAAAUAUGAUAUUCCAAUCCGUUGGGUUGUGAUGCCGCAAGAUCAAGAGCUCAGUGGUUCUGCAAAGGCCUAUUCAGGUGAAGGCAAUGUUAUAAAUUCAUCAAACACAACAAUGGGGCUGGAUAUUAAUAACCUAUCUAGCAAAAAAGCUGCUUUCAAAGUCAUUGAAUGGGCUGAGAAAACUGGAAAUGGGAAGAAAAAGGUAAAUUAUAAGUUGAGGGAUUGGCUUUUUGCUAGGCAAAGGUAUUGGGGAGAACCUAUUCCAGUAGUUUUUUCGGAUGAUAGUGAUGAGGCUGUUCCCAUUAGUGAAACCGAACUGCCCCUAACCCUUCCAGAAUUGGAUGAUUUUUCUCCCACUGGAUCAGGAGAACCACCGCUAGCAAAAGCAGUUUCUUGGGUCAAAACUAAAGACCCUUUGUCUGGAAAACCUGCUAAACGCGAGACAAGCACCAUGCCGCAGUGGGCUGGUUCGUGCUGGUACUAUUUGAGAUUCAUGGACCCAAAUAAUUCAAAGCUAUUGGUGGACAAGACAAAAGAAAUGUAUUGGAGCCCAGUUGAUGUAUAUGUAGGUGGUGCUGAACAUGCUGUUCUCCACUUACUUUAUGCAAGAUUCUGGCACAAGGUUCUCUAUGACAUCGGUGUUGUCUCCACCAAAGAACCCUUCAAUUGUGUCAUAAAUCAGGGCAUUAUUCUUGGAGAAGUUCAAUAUAUCGCUUACAAGGACUCUGAUGGGAAUUAUGUCUCUGCAGACUCUGAUACAUCGACCGAGCUUCAGCAAGAAGUAAUACCAGAGGAGAAGGUGAUUAAAUCUGGAGAUUCUUUUGUACUGAAAAACAAUCCUGAGAUCUCUCUUAUUGCACGUUCUCAUAAAAUGAGUAAGAGUAGGGGAAAUGUUGUCAAUCCUGAUGAUGUUGUUUCUGAGUAUGGGGCAGAUUCACUCCGCUUAUAUGAAAUGUUCAUGGGGCCAUUAAGAGACUCAAAACAAUGGAAUACAAGUGGUAUUGAAGGUGUUCAUCGGUUUUUGGGAAGAGCCUGGAGGCUAGUUGUUGGUUCACCAUUAUCUGAUGGUACAGUCAAAGAGGGAACAGUAGUGACUGAUGAGGAUCCUACUAUGGAGCAACUUCGUUCUCUACAUAAGUGCAUUGCCAAGGUUACAGAAGAAAUAGAAGCUACAAGAUUUAAUACUGGAAUUUCUGCAAUGAUGGAGUUCAUCAAUGUGGCGUAUAAGUGGAAGAAACAUCCCAGAGUGAUUAUCGAAGCAUUUGUGCUAUUGCUUGCGCCGUAUGCACCUCAUAUGGCUGAGGAGCUUUGGUGUAGGUUGGGACACUCGACAUCAUUGGCAUAUGAGCCUUUUCCGAAGGUGAAUCCUGCUUACUUGGAGGAAUCUACUAUAUUGCUACCAGUUCAAAUCAACGGCAAGACGAGGGGCACAGUCGAGGUUGAAAAGACCUGUUCGGAGGAGGACGCAUUCCUACUGGCAUCCAAAGAUGAAAAGCUCUCCAAAUAUCUUGAUGGGGUGUCAAUCAAAAAGAGGAUUUUCGUCCCUGGAAAAAUCCUUAAUGUCAUCUUGGACCGUCAAAACGUCAAGGCAGCUAUCCGAUAGCCAAACGCCAUUGUUGUCGUCUGUUGUGAGCUUCCGAGUCUGGAUUACUUCAUGUAGCAGCAGCUCUGAAGUAACCUGCCUUUAUAUACAGCUGAUCCACAGUACUUCAAAACUGUGCUCAGCUCUUUCAUGUAAGGGAUUGAUAAUACGUAUACGCAGCCAUUGUAUGAUUCCACUUGUGAUUAUAUACUCGUAUUUU
Argentina anserina (silverweed cinquefoil) is the source of this 3079-nucleotide messenger RNA. Its product is annotated as leucine--tRNA ligase, chloroplastic/mitochondrial. Gene Ontology annotation, biological process: leucyl-tRNA aminoacylation. Gene Ontology annotation, molecular function: aminoacyl-tRNA deacylase activity; ATP binding; leucine-tRNA ligase activity. Gene Ontology annotation, cellular component: cytosol. The transcript has 20 exons. The record is from RefSeq and is a predicted model, not a curated record. Bases 31 to 2880 code for a protein of 949 amino acids. Lineage: Eukaryota; Viridiplantae; Streptophyta; Magnoliopsida; Rosales; Rosaceae.